Messenger RNA from Aspergillus aculeatus ATCC 16872, 855 nucleotides. RefSeq names its product zinc finger MYND domain-containing protein. The transcript has 3 exons. Bases 1 to 855 code for a protein of 284 amino acids. The record is from RefSeq and is a predicted model, not a curated record. Lineage: Eukaryota; Fungi; Ascomycota; Eurotiomycetes; Eurotiales; Aspergillaceae.
AUGCCUGCCUCCACCCCCACCAUCUGCGCAGCUUGCGGCUCAAACGCCACCCUCUACUGCGCCGGCUGCCUGAACCCCCCCGCCUACCUACCAGGCCACACCAUCAGCGCCACGUACUGCACCCGCGCCUGCCAAAAGCGCCACUGGCCCGUCCACAAACAUGUCUGCAGAAUGAUGGCGCAGCGGAUUAAGCUCCACCGCGCCGCCCACAUCCUCAAGACCGCGCUCCUCACCUACCGAGCGACCCUGUACGACAUCGCCCUCACGAAGAUCGACCUCCGCGACGGGACGCUCUACCUGCACCAGGAGGCCAGAGACCCCGGUACCCGCUGUACUGCCGCGAUGGCGCUGUUGAGUGGGUUGAUUAGGGGGCUUCUGGCUGAUAUGGACACGCGAAUCGAAUUCAUUGACCUCCAGAUCGAGAAGAAACCCCGUCCGACGAGACUCGUCCCCGGCCCUGACCCGACGGGGUGUCCGCAUACCGUGCUGGUGGUGACGAUGCGCCUGUCCGGUGAAAAAUGGGUGCUCGAUCCUACGGGCGGACAGUAUGGGUAUCGCGAGGGUCUCGUCCCGUUUGCGCGGUAUCUGGAUGAGCGGGAGGCGAGGCCGUGGGGGUCUCCGGUGCCGUAUGAUGCGACGGAGACGUCGGAUCUGGAUUUUCUGGUCGGUCUCCCGAGGUUGGGGGCGCGAAGGAGGGAUCUGGAGGUGGAGAGGAGGGCGAGAGUACAUUUUGCGGGGUUUGUGAGGUAUAGUGUUGGGAAGGAGAUGUUAGCUGGUACUGCGGAAGAGUUCGAGAAGAGGUUGGAGGGAUUUAAUAUGAGGUUGAAGGCGCAUUUGUUGGAAUUCCGUGUGUAG